AUGUCGUACGGCUACCAACCACCUCCCAACCAGCAAUACUCGGCUCAGAACAAUCUCAACUUCUAUCAGUCCUCGUUUCCACAGCAGCCAGUAUCAGGUCAAAGCACACCGUUUCAAGCAGCAUACGGCGGGGGAACACAGAGCCAGGCAUACGCAGCAUCAGGCGCAUACGGAGGAGCAUCUGCGAAUUAUGGAUUUGGCUCGUUUGCAGGCCAGCCCGGCGUGAGUGGGCAGAUGGGCACAGGCUCAGAAGGACUGAGGACUGGCAUACUGGCUGCAUUUGGAACAGAGGGAUACCCAGGCGAGCCACCGUUGCUUGAAGAGCUAGGCGUCAACUUCCAACACAUUCAGACGAAGGUACAUUCUUGAAGUCGCACGGGCAUGUUCGUGCAUUGCACAUACUAAUACGGGCGCAAAAUCAGACACUCACAGUUUUGAAUCCCAUGGCACGGAUAGACAAUCACAUCAUGGACGACGCGGACCUAGCAGGACCCUUCCUCUUCUGCGCCUUAUUCGGAACCUUCCUCCUAUUGGUAUGUUGUUCCACACCCAACAAGCGUUCAAAUAGCUGAUGUGCUCGCAGUCUGGAAAAUUAUGGUUCGGAUACGUAUGCGGCCUUGCUGCUCUUGGUGCCUUCGCUCUGCACUUCGUCUUCAGCUUGAUGUCACCACCACUCUCCCAGGAAGAGUCAAGCGCCGCUUCAAGCUCUCACAGCGCCUACCACGGAUCCUCGCAUUUCUCCUCGACGCUUACAUUGGGCAGAUCAAGCUCCGUUCUGGGAUACUGCUUGCUUCCGCUUGUCUUCGCGAGCCUUCUGGGAGUCGUGCUGCCACUCGACACCUUCAUCGGAUACUGCGUUGUCACCCUGGCCAUUGGUUGGUGCACUUACUCGAGCUCCGCGAUGUUCACCGUGGUAGGCCGCAUGACGAACAUGAGAGGUCUUGUGGCGUAUCCGUUGGCUUUGUUCUACGUUGGAUUCGGCAUCAUGGCUGUCUUCUCCAGCCGUGGAACUGGUAGAAUUGACGCCAUGACCAAGACUGGCGCAGCUUGA
Lecanosticta acicola is the source of this 1051-nucleotide messenger RNA. Lineage: Eukaryota; Fungi; Ascomycota; Dothideomycetes; Mycosphaerellales; Mycosphaerellaceae. The record is from the annotation of a GenBank genome assembly.